Odontomachus brunneus is the source of this 704-nucleotide messenger RNA. It is a transcript of the gene mRpS17, whose product is annotated as 28S ribosomal protein S17, mitochondrial. The transcript is spliced from 4 exons. Gene Ontology annotation, molecular function: structural constituent of ribosome. The coding region runs from base 141 to 635 and encodes 164 amino acids. The record is from RefSeq and is a predicted model, not a curated record. NCBI's taxonomy places the organism in Eukaryota, Metazoa, Arthropoda, Insecta, Hymenoptera, Formicidae. Gene Ontology annotation, biological process: mitochondrial translation. Gene Ontology annotation, cellular component: mitochondrial small ribosomal subunit.
GAGUGAGCGAGAUACAAGAGUGAGGUAAAAAGAGAGGAAGAGUACUCGAGUGACGUUUCCGACGCUGCCCGAGACGAGUAGAUUGUAUACCGCCCCUACGCGUCAGGCAACCAGAUGACUGAGCUGAUGAUUGUGUACGAAUGAAAAUGGCCAAGAAAGAGGUAGGCAAAGUCGCUCUGCGAUAUUUACUCGGGACGUGCGUGCCUUCAUCAAAACGAAAUGCUGCCAAAGUGCGCAUACCGCGAUUUAAGUUCGACGACUACAUUAACAUGUACUUCAAAGAACACGAUUUCGUUUAUGCCAACGAUCCGCAGAAACUAUGCAAAACAGGUGAUGUGAUCUUGUUAAAGACACUACCGACAAAAUUAACACGCCUGAUUACUCAUGAGGUUGUCGAGGUGAUACAUCCUCUGGGUGAUGUCACAGAUCCAGUUACCGGAAAGCAAGUUGUCUCAUUUAAGUAUAGGGAUGAUGUGAGUGAGAUUGCAGAAUUAUUUGGCAAAAAGGAAACAGCUUAUGAUUAUGAAAAAGCACCAAAAAGAGGAAGACUGGAAGAUACACAUGACUUUACUCAUAAGAAGGUGUAUCUGAAGUACUAUGAUGAUCCAAAGGAUCCACAGCCAGACACAGUAUAGAAUACUUUUGUAUCGUAUUUGAGAAAAUUGGCAAUAAAUCUUGAACAUUUCUCAUCUUUUUCUAUAGAA